Molecule: messenger RNA, 1989 nt
Organism: Apiotrichum porosum
Lineage: Eukaryota; Fungi; Basidiomycota; Tremellomycetes; Trichosporonales; Trichosporonaceae
Exons: 3
Coding region: 1-1989 (662 amino acids)
Molecular function (GO): actin binding
Source: RefSeq, a predicted model, not a curated record
AUGAACGCGGCUCUUAUGCAACAAAUCCAAGCGGGAAAGGGCCUUAAGAAGACCCAGACCAACGACCGCUCGGGCCCGACCGUCGCCGGUAGUGCUGGUGGAAGCAGCGGGGGAGGAGGUGGGGGAGGAGGAGGUGGUGGUGGUGGUGGGGGCGGUGGUGGUCGUGCCGCUGGACACACUGCUUCGACCCCCAUGUCGGGCUCUGACGGACCUGCUCAGCAACUUGCGGGAAUGUUUGCUGGAGGGAUGCCAACACUGAGGAAGACGGGUGGACCAGGACACGCACCUGCGGCCAACCUGGCCAAGCCGCCGCCCAUCCCGGGACUCAAGAAGCCUACAGUUGCUCCACCUGCUCCUCCUGCACCGAGUGCGCCGAACCGUGCUCCUCCUCGCCCGCCUGCGCCGCCUCCUGCACCCCCUUCGGCGCCGAGCCGCACAGUCCCUGCCCCUCCCGGACGUGUACCCCCGGCUCCUCCAGCUCCUCCCCCUCCUCCGCCUGCACCAAGUGCGCCGGCGCGCGCAGUUCCCGCGCCGCCUGGUCGUAUGCCGCCUGCCCCGCCAAGCGUUCCCACUCGCAAUGUGCCGACGCCGCCUGGCCGUGUGCCCCCCGCACCCCCCGCACCUCCUCCACCUCCCCCACCCUCUGCUGCACCUGUUCGUGCUCCUCCUGCACCUCCUCGUCCUCCUCCCGCCGCACCCCCAGCGCCCCCUCGUGCUCCCCCAGCACCUCCUCGCCCAACGCCGGCGCCGCCUGGUCGUGCGGUCCCUCCGCCGCCGCCGCGCCCCGUCCCAUCGGCGCCGAGCCCCCCAGCUCGUGCCGUGCCCACGCCCCCCGCGCCCCCUGCUCGCCCGACGCCUGCUAUUCCCGCUCGCCCGACUGGUGCUCCCCCACCACCUCCUCCCCCAGCACCACCUGCACCUAGUCGUCUGCCGCCAGCUCUGCCAGGUCGCGCGCCACCCGCUUUGCCCGGCCGCGCACCUCCCGCUCUUCCUGGCCGUGCGCCGCCGGCUCUGCCAGGCCGCAGUGUGCCGACUCCUCCCCCGGCGUACGGCAACGCUUCAUCUCCAAGCCGUAGCGUGCCACCACCCCCAUCGCACAGUGCGGCCCCUCCGCGUGCUCCUCCCCCUCCUCCUCGUCCGACUGGCCCACCGUCGCUUCCCCAGCGAGCCGUGCCGGCGACUCCUGUGCGCUCCGUCCCGGCUUCACCGUCGACGCCUGAACCACCAGCGCCGGUCAUUCCUCGCAGGCCAACGCACGCGUCGCCGGCCGCUCCCCCGCCGCCACCUCCCCCUCCCCCUCCUGCUCCACCAGCCCCUCCUGCGGCUCAUGCGCCUGCUCCUAGACGCGCUUUGCCUCCGACAGCGCCAAGCGCACCCCCUGCUCCUCCCCCGGCGCCUCCUCGUCAGACUCCCAAGUGGACGGUCACCAAUGCGGACGAAGGAGACAACGGCGACGCUCCCCCACCUCUUCCCUCGGGAAUGAGCCCUGCUGCUCGUGCCAUGCAGGCUGCUGGACGUGCCCGUGCGCCUAGCAACCCCCCUCCACCCAUCCCGUCGGACGACGAUGACGGACCCCCUCCUCCUCCUCCUGGAAUGAGCCCCGCCACACUCGCGAUGCUGGGCCGCUCGAGGUCGGGAAGCAACCCCCCGCCAUCGCGCAUGACCCCGCCCCCGCCUCCCAUCAGCGCAAGCCGCACCCCGCCCACGUCGCGUCCCCAGUCGUUCGCUCCCCCGCCUCCUCCUCCGGGUCUCUCGCCCGCGGCCAAGUCCCGUCCCACCUCGAUGGUGUCGCCUGGCACCCUCAACGGCGGCCACUCGAUGGAUGCCGACGACCACGACCGGUCCGGCACGCCCGAACCCCCUGCCAACGUCGGUAACUGGACGUUUGCGAUGAAGGGCAUGUUCCCCGCGCCGCGUCCUUGGAACGGCGGACACAAGACGUACGCGAGUGGCAACGAGACUGGCGGCGGGAUCGGAUACAAGGUGUAA